This is a messenger RNA of Mustela erminea (ermine), 2774 nucleotides long. RefSeq names its product transmembrane protein 178B (gene TMEM178B). Bases 1885 to 2769 code for a protein of 294 amino acids. NCBI's taxonomy places the organism in Eukaryota, Metazoa, Chordata, Mammalia, Carnivora, Mustelidae. The record is from RefSeq and is a predicted model, not a curated record. Gene Ontology annotation, cellular component: membrane. The transcript is spliced from 4 exons.
CAUAAAUAUGGAUGUAGUUGGGCACAUACCUAUCUAGACACCAUUGACUUGCCUGGUCAAAGACUAAGGCUUAGACAUUUCGUGCCUGGGAAAUGGUGCAGUUUAUCUUUAAGGAUGCUAGAAAAAUAAGAGAUGAGGCUCACGUUGCACGGAUGACAUCACUAGCUUUUGGCUGCGCGCUCCGUGUUCUCGUCUGUGGGUUUUAGCCAAGGCUGCAGCGCCCGGCGCCUGAGCGAGCGAGCGCGGCGGCGGCGGCUUCCUCCGGCGCUCGCAGCCGGGCGUUGCGAUUUCCAGAGCACCCCGGGCGCAGCCUGGGCUCUCGCUCCCCAGCAUUGGCCGGGCCCGCGAGGCCCCGGAGCCGCCGCGGCUAGAGGAGGAGGCAGGGAGCGGAAGCUCAGCGACCCAGCCUCCCUCCCCCACCCUCGCCCCAUUCACCUCGGCGGGCACCGCGCGCCAGGAGCCUGAUCGUGGGACGCCGAGACCGCGACGGGAUUCUCUGCACGCUGCCGAGUGAGCCGGUGCCUCGGCUCCUGGGUGGGCUGCGAAGAAAAUGGUGCAGUCUGAGAGCGGCUGACCCCAGUUGGGUAGAGCAGACAGCUACAGUGCCGGGCUCGGGUGGCGGGAGAAGGGGGCGGAUUGUUUUGAAGGGCCGGGGCCGCUGUUUUCCUCCGUGCCUACAGCAUUUUCUUUGCACCUGGGCAGCACGUUCCCGGGGCUACUUGGGAGCCAGAUGAAGUGAGGCAGAGGCGUCGCGGGAGAGGCGGGUCUGGAACCUGUCGGGUGGAUACUCAGGAAGAAGAGGGCGCUGGGGAGAUCGGCAUGACGCCCGGGGACUGGCUGCCCAGCUGGCGGUGAGCCCCGAUCGCGCGACCUGUCCAUGGUGUUGAAGGCACCGCGAGCCGAGCUCCGCGCGCCCCGCGCCGUGCGUCCUGCCGGGUGCACCCUCCUCUGCGCAGCCAGCCCCUCGCACCCGCCAGCUGCCGCCCAGUCGUCCCUAGUCCCGGGGCCAAGGCUCGUCCUGUAACGCCGUCCGAGUGACCGCACCGUCGGCCCGAGGGGCCUCCUGAAUGGCGAGGCCAGACGCAGACGACCCGGGAGCCCGCGCGGAAAGGUCGGCAGCGACCGUGUGCCCACGGGCUGCCCGCCUUUGAGCACAGCGCGCUGGCCCGGCAGAACAAGGGACCUGCUGGUGACCAGAGGACGGAGAUUUUAAAAAGACCAAACCCAGAGAGGAAGAACAUUUCUUCGCUUGCAGACCGGAAAGGGGAGAGUCGCUGAGUGGGAGACCCAGGCGGGACUCAGGACAGCCGGCCCUGGCAUCUCGAGGUUUCCUUCGCUGGCCGGCCGCCUCGCGGGUGCUGGGGUUCAUCCGGUCGUCGCGCAGCUCCUCGUGAUAGCCUCCACCCCCUCACCCCAAGAUAAAGCCAGACGAGUGGGUCCCCUCGCUACCCUGCACAAAGAAAGCCCGGCAGCCCCACGGCAGCCGAGGGCAAUUGGUGUUUAGUUUCUGGCCCCAGGGCAGCGGCACCCGAAGCCCGGCUGCGCGCCGACGCGGCCGGUUCGGGGCAGUCGCUUCCUGCGGGGCAGGGAGGGGGCGGGAGGCAGUCUUGUCCGCUCGCCGCCGCCCGAGGCUGCACCUGCCCCGGAGGAUGCCCAGGAGUCCGCCCGAGCCUCCCCGGAUCAGAACUUUUUAGGCUGCUCGCCGCCAUCCCUGCAGUCCCUGGGCCGCGCACCGGCAGGCGGGGGCGAGGGGGCGCCGCCGCGCGAGUCCCCCUCCGGUCCCCCUCCCCCUUGGCUCGGCCGCCCGCCGCUUUGUUCCGGGCGCGCGGAGGGAAGGCGAGGCUGCGGCGGAUCAUGCCCAUGGUGUAGCCGCCAAGCGGAGGCAUGGCUGCCGGAAGGUUACUGCUCUAUACGGGCCUCUCGCUAGCGCUCUGCGCCCUCGGCAUGCUGGCCGUGGCCAUCUGCUCGGACCACUGGUACGAGACGGACGCCAGGAAGCACAGGGACAGGUGCAAGGCCUUCAACACCCGCCGGGUCGACCCCGGCUUCAUUUACAACAACAACAACAACUUGCCGCUCCGGGCGAGCCGCUCGCGCCUGGACCGCUGGGAGGGCAAACUCCUCCGGGCCCGGAACCGCCGGCAGCUCUUCGCCAUGAGCCCGGUGGACGAGUGCAGCCGGCAGUACAACUCCACCAACAUGGGCCUUUGGAGGAAGUGCCACCGGCAGGGCUUCGACCCCGAGAUCGCAGCCCUUAUUCGGAAAGGAGAAAUUGAACGAUGCACGUACAUCAAAUACCACUACUCCUCAGCCACCAUCCCCAGGAACCUCACUUUCAACAUCACGAAGACCAUCCGUCAGGACGAGUGGCACGCCCUUCAUCUGCGCAGGAUGACAGCUGGCUUCAUGGGCAUGGCGGUGGCCAUCAUCCUCUUCGGCUGGAUCAUCGGCGUGCUGGGCUGCUGCUGGGACCGGGGCCUUAUGCAGUAUGUGGCAGGGCUUCUCUUCCUCAUGGGAGGAACCUUCUGCAUCAUUUCACUGUGCACCUGUGUGGCCGGAAUCAACUUCGAGCUGUCACGCUACCCGCGCUACCUGUAUGGACUCCCCGAUGACAUCAGCCACGGCUACGGAUGGUCCAUGUUCUGUGCGUGGGGGGGCCUGGGCCUCACACUCAUCUCGGGGUUCUUCUGUACCUUGGCCCCUUCUGUCCAACCUGUCCCGAGGACCAACUGCCCUAAAUCCAGACCCGAGAACGGGACAGUGUGCUAAAAAAA